AUUUACAUUUAUACAAUUUUACAAGAGAGAGCGAGACAAAAGAGUAGCUUCGCCAGUUGUGUUGUGAGAUUUGCAGGAAGAAUGAUAAAGGCGGUAAUGGUGAUUAACACCCUCGGCAAGCCUCGCCUUUCGAAAUUUUAUGAAUUUCAGCCAGCGGAGAAGCAACAGGAGCUCAUACGCCAUGUCUACGCAGUCUUAAGCAACAGGCCUGACAAUGUGAGCAAUUUUAUUCGGAGCUUAGGGGCAAUUUUCGGUCCGGAUACAAGGCUCGUGUAUAAGCAUUAUGCUACCUUAUAUUUCGUGUUUCUAUUUGAUAACUCUGAGAAUGAGUUGGCCAUGCUCGACUUAAUACAAGCAGUUUUUGUGGAAACACUGGACAAAUGCUUCAGAAGUGUAUGCGAGCUUGAUGUAGUAUUCAAUUAUAGCAAGAUGCAUACCAUUCUAGAUGAAAUAAUUUUAGGUGGUCAAGUGCUAGAAACAGAUUCUGUUGUAGUCGUGAGAGCAGUUGAAGAGAUUUCAAAAUUAGAGUCAACCACAAGUGCUGGCACAUUUAUCAACAAAUCUAUUCCGUCUUGGUGGGCUAGUUAACACAUGGUUCCUCUGUACAUUACCAUAUCUUAUUGUGUUGAAAAUGAACUAUAUUGAAUACGACAUUUAUACCCUUUCAGUGUGCCAUGUUAACUGACUUCACAAUUCGUAAUAUAGCUGGAUACACCCUUCUCUGA
This is a messenger RNA of Solanum dulcamara, 725 nucleotides long. RefSeq names its product AP-3 complex subunit sigma-like. Gene Ontology annotation, biological process: intracellular protein transport; Golgi to vacuole transport. The record is from RefSeq and is a predicted model, not a curated record. Bases 82 to 588 code for a protein of 168 amino acids. Gene Ontology annotation, cellular component: AP-3 adaptor complex; membrane coat; intracellular membrane-bounded organelle. The transcript has 7 exons. NCBI's taxonomy places the organism in Eukaryota, Viridiplantae, Streptophyta, Magnoliopsida, Solanales, Solanaceae.